AAAAAAUCGAACUCAACGUUUCGUGUCUUCUAAACCCAAAACCCCUCGUUUGUAAGCGCCAGGCUUCGAUUUCCGGCACUGUCCUUCCGGCCUCCUCCCUUCUCGCCUCCAUUCUUGCGAUCGCCGGCGAGUUUACACUCAGUUGAAAAGCAAAGCGAGCAAUCUGAGAAAAUUAAUCAAUUACAUGACUGCACUCUAGGCAGACGAUAUCAAUGGCUUACAGGCGCAGCCUUUGCACAAGAGCAGAUCUUGUAGCUCGGCGGUGUCAUCCAUCAUUUAGCAUUUUUCUUCAUCAUACUGAUGACCGUAAAGAUCAACAUUUGGAUGGAGAUUCAGUUUCCCCUGAAAAAAUCAAUAAUUUCCUUCAGAGGAGAUCAUUUGGAACCAGCUUUAACAAGUCAUCCAGGUCUAAUUUUUUUGCUCAUGAUAGAAGAUAUCCAAACACUUUCUUCUCGUCAAGUGCUGGUUCCUUUUUCUGCCGCUACAUGUCAAGUACUAUAGGUGGAGGGUCUGAAAAAAUUGAAUUCAUGAGUGAUGUUGCAGAAGUUCUCACAGAUACAACAGUUCAAUCGGCAGUAUCUCAGGCUGCUGUAGCUAAUGAAGUAGCCAUUGCUGCUGCUGAUUCUUUUCUUCCUGUCAAGGGUUUGCAGUACUUUAUAGAUUCUAUGCAUUCUUUUACUGGUUUAAAUUGGUGGGCUUGCAUUGUAUUAACAACCAUACUGAUUCGUGGUGCAACAUUCCCACUUUUGAUAAAUCAACUCAAGUCUACUGCAAAGCUUACUAUGUUAAGGCCUCACUUGGAGGAUGUUAAGAAACAGAUGCAAGAAAAGGGGAUGGAUCCUAGGGCCGUGGCUGAAGGUCAACAACAAAUGAAAAAACUUUUCAAUGAGUUUGGUGUGAGCCCAUUUACCCCAUUGAAGGGACUUUUUAUUCAGGGUCCUGUCUUCGUCAGUUUUUUCCUUGCGGUCUCAAACAUGGCAGAGAAAAUGCCUUCAUUUAAAAAUGGUGGAGCAUACUGGUUUGUCGAUCUCACGACUCCAGAUACAAUGUAUAUUUUUCCAGUUUUAACAGCACUGACAUUCUGGAUCACAGUGGAGUACAAUAUGCAAGAAGGUAUGGAAGGAAAUCCUAUAGCUGGCACAAUGAAAAAUGUGAUGAGGGGUCUUGCUAUUGCUACCGUUCCCUUGACCAUGAGUUUUCCAAAGGCAAUAUUCUGUUACUGGGUUACAUCUAACUUGUUUUCGCUUGGAUAUGGAGCAGUUCUCAAAGUUCCUGGGGUAAAGAAGGCCUUGGGUGUUCCAGAAGUGCCAGCAGAAAAUUCGAAUACCACUCCUCAGCCUGCCUUCUCAUUUCUUACAGCUAUGAAACAGGCAACGGAAGCCAAUCAACCAGCCACCACUUCAUUAACCGCUGAACCGUCACCGGUGCAAGACCGAAAAAUAUCUUCAUCAUCAGUUAUCAGUCAGAGGCUUAGAAGUUUGGAAAAAGAAGUGAAAGGAAGGAAAAAGAUGAAGAACAAGAAAAAGUGAGUAUAAUACUUUAGGUGUUGGGACACCAAUUACAUUUAUUUAGCUUUUCUGCUGGUAGACUGUAGUAGUAUUCUAUAACCAGUUAAUUUAGUUAUUAUUUUCCUCCAAAUGGUGGUUUUAAUACCCCAAGAAGAGAGAGAGAGAGAGAGGGAGGGAGCAGCCAAAAGAAAAUAAGUUCUUUUGCUUGUAGAUUUUCUACAAGUUCAAUCUGAAUUUUUGGAGUUUUGAAAAGAUUACUUUGUAAAAGUAAAACAGAGCUGAGAAAUGUUAGUAUAUUUUUUUUUGAUAUAAGAUGUUUAAAUGUCUGAUAUGAUUUUAC
Molecule: messenger RNA, 1848 nt
Organism: Momordica charantia (bitter melon)
Lineage: Eukaryota; Viridiplantae; Streptophyta; Magnoliopsida; Cucurbitales; Cucurbitaceae
Gene: OXA1
Product: inner membrane OXA1-like protein
Biological process (GO): protein insertion into mitochondrial inner membrane from matrix
Cellular component (GO): mitochondrial inner membrane
Molecular function (GO): membrane insertase activity
Source: RefSeq, a predicted model, not a curated record